AACAUCAAAUGGGUACUUUCAGAGGGAUCCAAAAUCAAGAAUGCAAAUUCUAAAUAUUAUCUAGAAACAGCCUUCAGAAUAAAUUCAAUCGGAUUCAAAAAAUUCAAAAAUGGACUCCACAUCAACCAGGGCAGAAACUACAAAUGGAUUAUCUACAGAUGUCUUACUUUCUUUGACACCAGUUCAGAACAACACAGACACAUUGGUUAAACACUGCAAAGACAUUCUGAUGUCAUAUUUAAUAAACCAAUCACACAUCAAGGAUGCAUUCUUCCCUGAUGAAAAACUAAAUCGGAUUCGAGAUGAAGAAAUUAUUGAUUCUGAUUGGUUCGACUUUGAAUUUCUUGGCAAUUUGUUGAUGUUUAAAAAUGUGUAUCACAUAAAGGAUACAUAUAAGAUAAACAAAAUGGUGGAUGGUAAAACAGUUGAGGAAUUGUUGAAGGAUAUAUGCAGUAGUUCAGACUGGAAAAAGUUGGGGUUCAAUAUAUACACAUCGCUGUUCCCAGACUUUGUGAAAGACCGGCUAACAAAUCUGACAUUUAGAAAAUUCAUGGAAAAUGGAGCAUACUGGGCCAGGGAACUGUCACAGAAGAUGUUAGGUCAGAAUUGGGUCUAUUCGGUGCUGCACCCUUUAACAAAGGGCAACUACACAGAGGGCCAGUUUAGAAGGGAUAUGAAUAUUCAGUUCAUGAAGUUACAUCUUUUGGACCCCCAGUCUGUUAUGAUAACAUUCAUGGAACUACAAAGAGUGCUACCAAAGAUGAGCCUUGAUCUAGUUACGACAGAUUACCUUGGAGGACCAAUCAUAUUUGACAAACAGAUUUCCGAUAGUAUUACGAAAGCAGUUAACAAGGCCACAUCCCCGACCCAUGCGUCUAAACUGAGUCUUGAUGAACUUGAGAUCUUUUAUGGCGAAGCAGUUAUUAAAUUCAUUACAUCGCAUGGGAAGGAUUUUGGAAUUUGGACAGGAUAUUCUCCGGAUAAUCGUAAAAUAUCUCGGUUUAAGGAUAGAUGUAUCAUACUAUAAUGUUCAACUUUGAAUAUAACAUUACAUGCAUAUUAAUAGUGUUAUGAGCUGUGUUUUUGUGAGAAGGCUUGAAACCUUUUGCAUGGUGUCAAGUAAAACUUUUUGCAUGGUGUCAAGUCCUCUAUUUGGAGUAUUCUGAUAUUCUCAAAUCAUUGUAAAAUACAUGUACAGUGAACCUUAGAUUAAAAGUUGUACAUAAAACAUUAAUGUACACUUGCCAUAUAAAACCUUUGAAUUCUGAUUACGAAUCUUAAAUCAUAAUAAAGUAUUAUGUUCACAUUG
Owenia fusiformis is the source of this 1309-nucleotide messenger RNA. The record is from the annotation of a GenBank genome assembly. NCBI's taxonomy places the organism in Eukaryota, Metazoa, Annelida, Polychaeta, Sabellida, Oweniidae.